AUGCACAAGUAUACUGCUCUAGCAUUGACUCAACAUAUCUCAAUUCUCAAGCAUUCAUCCGUAAAGUCCUUAAUAAAUCAAUCUCAUCGUCUCUUUUCUUCUUAAAUGGAAAAAUUAAUUGUUCAAGACGAGAACGAGAUGACAGAAACUUAAGCCUAACCAAGCGUAAUUAGCUAUAUUAGCACUUAGAACAAUCCUAAUACCAAAAAGGUUCUCUUAUUCAUUCAGGGCCAUCAAAAUCUUUAGUAACUAUAUCACAGAAUACCAAAUGAUGGAUUUUUUCCAAAGAUAAAGUCUAAUGAAGAUUAUGAGCAAGCUGAUAUUAAAAAACUAAUAGCAUUGGAAUAAUACCAAGUGUUAGAAUAAAUAAUUAGCAGUAUAAGACCAAAUAGUCAUCAAAGCCAACCAGAGUUUAUUUAAUUUCUAGCCUCUUCACUGACUGAUAAAUCAUUUGAAAUUUGCUUCAUUCUCUAUAAAAAAAUGAAAGAAUUAGACAUAGAAAUAAGUGAAUUAGUGAUGAAUUUUUUACUUUUCAACUCUGCUCAUUUUGCCUAGUACAAGCAUUUAUGCCAGCUUCUAAUUGAAUCAACUUUCCUCGAUGUUCAUAUCGAGUUAAAUACCUACAUUAAGAUUCUCACUACAUUAUACCUUGAUUGUGAUAUUAAGUUUGACAGAAGUGAAUUGAUGUAGUUUGUGACCUAACUUUUUGAAUAGGACCAUCCUGAUGAGAAUUUCAGUUUAGGAACAGAUUUAUUAAAAGAAUACCUAGCCCAUAAUGUGGAUGACUUUAAACUAUACAGGGAUCAGAUUAAAAAUAAUAAGAAAAAUGCUUUUAUUAACAAGGAAUAAAAUUUAGAUUAAGUUUAAAAUUAGUAUGAUUACGAGCCACCAUAAAAUUCUGUUUUCUCAAGUAAAUAUGCUUAAAAGCUGCCAGAAGAUCAAUUAAAGACAACUUCAAGAGAUAAAAUUUAAUAUCAAGAAGGUGAGAUGCCUCUUGAUUAAAUUAAUGAUUUCUAUCAGAGGAGAACCGAUCUUUAUAAAAGCUAAAUAAAUAGACCUUAAUAAUAAUUGAAAAAGUUCAAUCAAAAGAAUCGAAAAACUAACUAUCCCAACUAUUCAUUUAAGCAUCUUAACAAAUAUUAAAAUCAAUAAAACUCAGGACUUUUUGUGAAUGACGGGGAAGCCCAGCUCAUUAUCGAUAUAGGCCAUCUAAAAGAAAUUGAUUAGAGACCAGAUAACAUUAAAAAAUUAGCAACCUAAUUAGCUGAGAGAAUCGAAAUAAUGCUUAAUCAAGAAAUAGAUAAACUUAGCACUUCAGAAAAGAGGUAAUAGGAACUAGAAGUAAGUGGACAUUCGAUUGAUUAAAAUGGAGGAAGAAUUCUCAAUUAAUUCAAAAUUGAUUUGACUCCAUACACAAAAUCAGAAAAGAAGGAGGCUUUGAAAUCCUAGCUAGAUUAAGCAUAGAUUAGAGAUGAAAAAUUUACUAUGGAAACAUUUCUUAAUACCGUGAAAGAGAUAUCAUCAGGCUUUAAAAAUGACUUCUUCAAAAAAGGAGCAAGAGAUCAAAGAACUAAUCUUAACCAUGAAAAGUAAUACAUGACAACACAAGAAGAAGGGACUAGUGACUCCCCAUCAUUGAUGCAACGAGGCUACUAAAAAUUAGAAAGGGUUGGUGGGAGCAAUUAAAGCAGUACUGAAGGGGAAGAGGAUCAAGAGAGAAAAUAAAUGUUAAGAGAUGAAUUUAAAGAGAAUGGAUCUAUUAAUAGCACUAAUGCUGAUAAAAAUGAUACGGAGCAGUAACAGUAGGAUAAUAAAGUUGCUAAUCAAUAAAAUAACAUAGAUGACAAAGGGAGCAAUAUUACAUCUAAUUGA
This is a messenger RNA of Stylonychia lemnae, 1872 nucleotides long. The record is from the annotation of a GenBank genome assembly. Lineage: Eukaryota; Ciliophora; Spirotrichea; Sporadotrichida; Oxytrichidae.